Messenger RNA from Sinocyclocheilus rhinocerous, 2946 nucleotides. It is a transcript of the gene slco4a1, whose product is annotated as solute carrier organic anion transporter family, member 4A1. Gene Ontology annotation, biological process: sodium-independent organic anion transport; transmembrane transport. Gene Ontology annotation, cellular component: basolateral plasma membrane. The record is from RefSeq and is a predicted model, not a curated record. Bases 441 to 2654 code for a protein of 737 amino acids. Lineage: Eukaryota; Metazoa; Chordata; Actinopteri; Cypriniformes; Cyprinidae. Gene Ontology annotation, molecular function: protein binding. The transcript is spliced from 13 exons.
CAGCCGUUAGUACGGAUGACACUAUUGGUCCAGCAGCAUAACGCCAUGGGGGGCGGAUUCUCAUUGGGUGACAGCUGCUUAAUCCGAGAGCUCAACAUUUUGUAACAUCUCCAGUUUAAGCGUUUAUUUAUGGAUUUACGCUGGGAGAGACAAUACACGCGAACGUGAAACGAUUGACAAGAUCUGGAGGAGUCGUCUAAAUCCUCAGUAGCGUGAGAACACCCUUUUAGACCAAUGAAGUAUCUGAGGAACCAAGAAUUUUGUUUUCAAAAAUCUGUAUGAUUCAGUUUAAACUUUAAGAAACUCCAUUAAGGGAUCUUUUUUCCAAAGACUGCCAUUGUAUCACUCUGCAAAACUACACACAGAAUCAGUGUUUCCUGUGGAAAAGUUUUGUUUUCUUACUCUUCACAAAGUCUGUCACAGUGCCCCCUGCUGGGGCCAUGCCCCACCUGCUGAACAAUGACACUUCCUUCAGCUCCAAGCAAGAGCUCUUGGUCCUACAUGACAGUCCAUUGGGACCCAGCCUGGACACUCCCAGCCCAGUGGAGUGCCAGGGCUCUGGUCCAGGCAGCCCAUCUGGAGAUGCCCGCACUGUGCUCCACAAGACAGGCAAAAAGGGGCUUGACCUCACAGAGCCGCCCACUGGGGUGAAGUUUGUUCCGACAGACUUUGAGAAUCUUUGUGGGUGGGGAGCACUGACCCCACGGUGUAUGCAGACCUUCAACACCCCACACUGGGUUCUCUUCUUCCUCUGUGUGGCCUCCUUCCUCCAGGGCAUGAUCAUCAAUGGCUUCAUCAACACCGUCAUCACCUCCAUUGAGAGACGUUUUGACCUGCGCAGCUACCAGGCAGGACUCAUCGCGAGCUCCUAUGACAUUGCUGCUUGUGUGUGCCUGACAUUCGUGAGCUACUUUGGUGGUAAUGGUCAUAAGCCUCGAUGGCUGGGCUGGGGUGUGCUCAUCAUGGCACUGGGCUCUCUGGUCUUUGCCCUGCCCCAUUUCACCACACCACCUUAUCAGGUGAGAGUGCCGGAGCGUAUGGGACUGUGCUCAGCCAAUCACACCGAGACGUGUGUCGGCGAGGAAGGUGGGCUCUCAGCUUACCGUUACGUCUUUAUGCUGGGCCAGUUUCUGCACGGGGUCGGAGCAACCCCUUUGUACACCCUCGGGGUCACCUACCUAGAUGAGAAUGUCAAGUCAAACUACGCACCUGUAUAUAUAGGGAUCUUCUACACAGCUGCCAUUGUAGGACCUGCGGCUGGAUACUUGCUGGGUGGAAUCUUUCUCAACAUCUACACAGAAAUCGACCAAAUGACAGAGCUGACUACUGAAAAUCCGCUGUGGGUGGGAGCUUGGUGGAUUGGUUUCCUGGCAGGAGGAGCGGCAGCUCUGGUUAUCGCUCUGCCUAUACUGGGUUACCCACGACAGCUACCAGGCUCUCAGCGGUAUGUGGCCAUGCGGGUCUCAGAGGCCCACCAGCUGAAGGAUGGCAGUCAGGUCACUGCAGCUGAUCCUCAGUUUGGCAAAACAGUAAAGGACAUGCCCAGGUCAAUGCUGCUUCUUUUGAAGAACCCUACCUUCAUCUUUCUGUGUCUCGCUGGUGCCACAGAGGCCACGCUCAUAGCUGGAAUGUCCACGUUUGGCCCCAAAUUUCUAGAGUCUCAGUUUAGUCUGAGUGCUUCAGAGGCAGCAACCUGGUUUGGUUAUAUGGUGGUACCAGCUGGUGGAGGAGGCACCUUCCUGGGUGGCUUCAUUGUAAAGAAGCUGAACCUUCGCUGCCGUGGGAUUAUCCGUUUCUGCAUGCUGUGCGCAGUGGUCAGUCUGACGGCUAUCUCCAUCUUUUUGGUACACUGUCCUAAUGUGCCCAUGGCAGGAGUAACUGCCCCAUACUACAAUAACUUUACACACAACCACUACAGCGCCCCCUACCUGCAGACAGAGAUCCAUAACAACAGCUUCUCAGAUCUGGGCAAUCUGACCGCAAUCUGUAACAUUGGCUGUCACUGUGUUAAGGAGUUGUUUAACCCCGUGUGUGGUGCGGAUGGAGUGAUGUAUUUCUCUCCCUGCCAUGCUGGCUGUAGCUCCCUCAACCACACAUAUAGCCUCAGAGGCAGACAGGUGUUCUCUGGAUGCAGCUGUGUGGUGGGGAAUAUAUCAUGGGGAGAACAAGGUUUUGCUGAAGAAGGGAGGUGUGUGUCAUCCUGCAAUCACAUGCCAGCCUUCCUCACCUUCCUCUUCGUCAUCAUCUUCUUCACUUUCCUCUGCAGCAUCCCUGCACUUACUACCACACUCAGGUGUGUUCCUGACAGUCAGAGAUCGUUUGGACUUGGAAUCCAGUGGAUUGUAGUAAGGACUCUCGGUGGGAUCCCAGGCCCUAUAGCUUUUGGCUCUGUGAUUGACAUCUCCUGCCUGCUGUGGGAGGAGCAGUGUGGGGAAUACGGCUCCUGUUACCUGUACCACAACUCAGCCAUGAGCCAGUACUCGCUCAUCGCAGGCAUCAUCUACAAGGUUUUAGGCACUCUUUUCUUUUUUCUGGCUGCCAUGCUCUACAAGCCGCCCCCCGAGUCUCCUCAGAGCAGCUGUGAGAGCACAGAUGUGGGAGGGGGAGAGGCCAGAGACCUGCCAAUCAAAGCCAACCCGCACGCCAAAUUAUGACCUCAGUCUACAAAUACACCAACACCUCAGCUCAAAGUGUGCGUGUACGCGUCUCUGUGUGCAUGUGUGUGUAUAAGGUCAACACCAUCACUGUUCACUGUGCCCCUUCCUGCUGGCUGUACAUCGUUCCCAACACGCAUUAUGUGAUAUGUUCCCAUAUACUGUCAUUGGCUCACAAGUCUCAGAGUCCACCGACCCAGACAUGAGGACUAAAAGCAUUUAUGUCACAAUAAAUGACAAAAAAAAAAAAACGGUGAAAUCAGAGCAUAUAUGUUACAUAAACAGAACCUAC